AUGAUUGGCGGGUUAUUCGUCUAUAACCACAAAGGAGAAGUGCUGAUUUCGCGCAUUUAUCGAGAUGAUGUUACGUGAGUACUUUUAUUGAUUUUAUUUUCAAAAUUAAAUUAAAAUAAUAAAUGAAUUAUUUAUGUUCAGGAGAAACGCUGUUGAUGCAUUUCGUGUAAAUGUGAUUCAUGCAAGACAACAAGUCCGUUCGCCGGUCACAAAUAUGGCUAGAACAUCGUUUUUCCACGUGAAACGAGGAAAUGUUUGGAUUUGUGCUGUCACUCGACAAAAUGUGAAUGCGGCGAUGGUUUUCGAAUUUUUGAAAAGAUUCGCUGAUACAAUGCAAUCGUAUUUUGGAAAAUUGAACGAGGAAAAUGUCAAAAACAAUUUCGUAUUGAUUUAUGAGUUGUUAGAUGGUAUGUUUUUUUUUUAUUUUCUGCUAUGAAAUAGCGCGGGAUAGAUACUCUUGUGUGUCUUGUGCUUGUUAAAAUUCUGAUUUAAAUCAAAUGUGAUUUCAUCAUUGGGAGAGCCAAAAAUGAAUGAAUCAUCGGGCAGCACCAAUGUCCUUUUGAGUUAUCACAACAAAUUGGACAUAUUAUAAGUCCCCAUUUUGUUGGUCGGAACCUGAAAUUAGGGAUGAUAGGACCUUUUUUUCGGAAUACCCUACUUCACCCAACAAAAUGUCUCUCAGAUGUUCGCUAGUGACACAAACAUGCCGCUCUUUUUCUAGUCAUCUCUCAUUUUCAGAGAUUCUCGAUUUUGGCUAUCCUCAAAACACUGAUCCAGGAGUGCUCAAAACAUUCAUCACACAACAAGGAGUUCGUACUGCGGUGAGUGAUUUUUUUUGUUGAAAAAGUUGCAUAAAAGAAAAAAAGGAGACAUUGAACAUAGCUAAAUAUAAAUUUGAUUUAUGACUUUUAGGACACCCCAGUCCCAGUUGUAAGUUACUCGAUAUUUAUAAAUGUUGUAUUGUAUUGGUGGUUGUAUUUUUGAAUCCCCCGUUUUUUACCAAUUUCAAAUAGAGAUAUCAAAAUUUCCUCUAAAUUAAUGACACUAAUUUUUUGCAGACUAAAGAAGAGCAAUCUCAAAUCACUUCUCAAGUAACUGGUCAAAUUGGCUGGCGUCGUGAAGGUAUCAAAUAUCGUCGAAACGAGUUAUUCCUUGAUGUAAUUGAAUAUGUAAAUUUGUUGAUGAGCCAACAAGGACAAGUUUUAUCGGCACAUGUUGCUGGAAAAGUUGCGAUGAAGUCGUAUUUGAGUGGAAUGCCUGAAUGUAAAUUUGGUAUUAAUGAUAAGAUUACAAUUGAAGGAAAGACCAAAACCGCAACUGAUGAUCCAAAUAAAGCGUGAGUUUUGAUUCUAAUAAAAAGAAAAAACAUUUCAACAAUUAUUGAUUUUUUCUAGUUCUCGUGCUGCUGUUGCAAUCGAUGAUUGCCAAUUCCAUCAAUGUGUUAAAUUGACCAAAUUCGACACUGAACACGCAAUUUCAUUCAUUCCACCAGAUGGUGAAUAUGAAUUGAUGAGAUAUCGAACAACUAAAGAUAUUCAAUUGCCAUUCCGUGUUAUUCCAUUAGUUCGUGAAGUUUCGAGAAAUAAAAUGGAAGUUAAGGUAAGUAAUUAAGGGAUCAGAAUCAGCAAUCAAAUUGUUUUACAAUUAAAAAUUCCUAAAUCUGCAGGUUGUGGUCAAGUCCAACUUCAAGCCAUCAUUGUUGGCGCAAAAAAUCGAAGUUCGAAUUCCAACUCCACCAAAUACGUCUGGAGUGCAACUAAUUUGCAUGAAAGGAAAAGCAAAGUACAAGGCUGGAGAAAAUGCGAUUGUCUGGAAGUGAGUUUCUCGUUUUUCCAUCUCUUCUCCAAAAAAAAAAACAUUUUUUUUCAGGAUUAAGAGAAUGGGUGGAAUGAAAGAGAGUCAAAUCUCAGCUGAAAUUGAUUUGUUGUCAACUGGAAAUGAGAAAAAGAAAUGGAAUCGUCCGCCGGUUUCAAUGAACUUUGAAGUUCCAUUUGCUCCAUCUGGACUCAAAGUCAGAUAUUUGAAAGUUUUCGAGCCAAAACUCAAUUAUUCUGAUCAUGAUGUUAUCAAAUGGGUUAGAUAUAUUGGAAGAUCAGGAUUGUAUGAAACUAGAUGUUAG
Messenger RNA from Caenorhabditis angaria, 2119 nucleotides. Lineage: Eukaryota; Metazoa; Nematoda; Chromadorea; Rhabditida; Rhabditidae. The record is from the annotation of a GenBank genome assembly.